This is a messenger RNA of Vicia villosa (hairy vetch), 1092 nucleotides long. RefSeq names its product single-stranded DNA-binding protein WHY1, chloroplastic-like. Gene Ontology annotation, molecular function: single-stranded DNA binding. The coding region runs from base 87 to 893 and encodes 268 amino acids. The transcript is spliced from 7 exons. Lineage: Eukaryota; Viridiplantae; Streptophyta; Magnoliopsida; Fabales; Fabaceae. Gene Ontology annotation, biological process: regulation of DNA-templated transcription; defense response. The record is from RefSeq and is a predicted model, not a curated record.
UAAAUUCACACCUUUUUAUUUUACAAUUUACGAGAGCCCAAAAAAUAUCCCAACUGAACAUAAACCACCAGAGUAAUAGAAAAAAGAUGAAGAUGUUGCAGGCACAAUCUUAUACCACCACUGCCACCAACCCAAUCUCAGUCCCAAACCACUCUUUCAUCACUCCCAAGAAAUCCAUUUCUCCAAGGCGCGUGGCUCGCACUUUCUCCUCCAAUCUUCCACAAUCCUCUUUCACACGUAGCCUUCCAGAGCUUGUACAACCGACACCCAAACUGAAAUCACUUCCUUCACCACCGCCUCAACGUUCUCCUCCACCAGCUGUAGAAUUGCCAGCUAGGGUUUAUGUUGGUUAUUCAGUUUACAAAGGGAAAGCUGUGCUCACUGUGGCUCCUAGACCUCCGGAAUUCACUUCAUUGGAUUCAGGGGCAUUCAAGAUAUCUAGAGAAGGUUGUUUGCUGCUCCAGUUUGCUCCUUCGGCUGGUCCGUUACAAUAUGAUUGGAACAGAAAACAGGUAUUUUCGCUGUCAGUGGAAGAAAUUGGAAGUCUAAUCAACCUUGGUGCGAAGGAGUCUUGUGAAUUUUUUCAUGACCCUUUAAAACGAAAAAGUGGUGAAGGUAAAAGGAGUAAAGUUUUGAAGGUGGAGCCACUUCACGACGGUUCUGGUCAUAUGUUUAACCUAAGUGUUCAAAACAAGGCCGAGAACAUAAACGAAAACAUCUUGAUCCCUGUCUCAAAAGCCGAGUUUGCUGUAUUCAAUUCACUUUUCAAUUUUAUCACGCCAUGCCUUUUAGGUUGGAAUGCUUUUGGCAGCUCUAUAAAACCAGAAGUAAAUAUUGCAAGCCAAGAAAAGAAGACAAAGAAUGGAUUAGAUAGGGCCAUUUCUGCAAUAUAGGAAGUUACAAUUCACACAUUGUGUGAUUUAUGUGUCAAGUUAAAUAAGUUAAGUUACUUCAUUUUGUUAGAUUAGAAUUGUCGAAGGCAUUUGAAAAUGUUUGUAUCAUUAUUUGAACACAUUUUUUUUAAUUGUAUUGUUUAUAUAUACCAUUUUAAAAAUAAAAAAUUAUAUACUCCAUUACAUAUUUUGGGAAACA